Plodia interpunctella (Indianmeal moth) is the source of this 6647-nucleotide messenger RNA. It is a transcript of the gene par-1, whose product is annotated as serine/threonine-protein kinase MARK2-like. The coding region runs from base 293 to 3478 and encodes 1061 amino acids. The record is from RefSeq and is a predicted model, not a curated record. Gene Ontology annotation, molecular function: ATP binding; protein serine/threonine kinase activity; tau-protein kinase activity. Gene Ontology annotation, cellular component: cytoplasm. The transcript has 24 exons. Lineage: Eukaryota; Metazoa; Arthropoda; Insecta; Lepidoptera; Pyralidae. Gene Ontology annotation, biological process: intracellular signal transduction; protein phosphorylation; microtubule cytoskeleton organization.
UCAGUAUGCCUCGAACCGCCGAGCGCGACACCCGUGUCGCCGUUUUCCCGAUCUCCAAAAAAGAAACGAUAAUCCCAGUGAUGUGAAUUGAACGUGAAACGUGUGUAUAUCAGUGACGUUUCAUUAUUCGUGUGUGAUUGUGAUAGUUUUUUUUUUCAUCUGUGCACGGAAAAGGCGAUACCGUUGCGUCCCGCUCCGCUGGUUCAAGUAAUAACGUGGAUAUACAGUGACUGUAAUAGUGUACUAAGAUUCAGUACCACCAAAGAUUCAUAAGAUGAAUUAAGUGUUAAAAAUGGAGAGGAAAUUAACAAGAGAAGAUUUUAUGCGGAAGAGUUUUCGAGCUCCAAGAGUUUCUCCGGCAAGGGAUCCUGAAACUGUAAAUGGAGCGCCACCUCCUUCGCCUGUGUCGUUAGCAAUGCUUGAAAGAACUCCGCAAAGAACUCAAUAUGAAAUUACAACUUCGGGCAUAGCACCGAAACGCUUAGAACUUAAUCGAGCUCAUCCCAUACAUCUAAAAUCAUUCCAAACUCCAGACCCUCCUGAUGAAACAGCCCCCGUUCCACCAUCAGAUGAAGUUUUAUUAAAAUUAGAACGCCAGAUUGGUGAAAUGGAAAGAGGAUUAGAGAGAGCACAGAAUGGAAAUGUAUCUGUUGAUGAAAGAGUACGGUACGCUGAACACGAAAAUUUGUUAAGGACUGGAGUUUCCUCAGUUGGUGGUGGUGGAUAUCUGGCAGCAGAUUCUGACACAGAGCACGAUGUGGUACCUUUCAAUAGGAAUGAGACUACAAGAAGUAGCACCGGUGGCGCUACUCCUGUUCCAAGACCUGCGACUAGGUUAGCUAGAACCAAUUCUGAUACACAACAGCAUUCCGUGGCGGCAACGGCCAGGAUGCUUAGAAAAUUGGCUGAUGGAGGGUCUAAAGAGGAGAAAACUAAAGUUAUCUCAAGGAAAGCGAUUCAAGCUCGAAUGGAAAGAGUUAAAAAUUCUGUAGUCGGAACCAAGCAUGAACACAGAGUGUUAGCAGAGCACAGGACAGAUGCUGCAUCUAGGACCCCAACAUCGCCUAUUUCGCCACGGUCUUCUACUCAGAGCGCGUCAGAGUCUUCGGCGGGCGCGGGCGGCGGCGCGGCGGGCGGCAGCACGCGCGUCUCGUCGCGGUCCAGAGCUUCGGAGGAACCACAUAUUGGAAAGUACAAGCUACUAAAAACAAUCGGCAAAGGGAACUUCGCGAAAGUUAAACUGGCGAAACAUGUCCCGACGGGCAAGGAGGUCGCCAUCAAGAUCAUCGACAAGACACAGCUCAACCCUGGCUCACUGCAGAAGCUCUUUAGAGAGGUGAGGAUAAUGAAGAUGCUGGACCACCCGAACAUUGUGAAGCUGUUCCAAGUGAUCGAGACUGAGAAGACGUUAUACCUCGUCAUGGAGUACGCGUCGGGGGGCGAAGUGUUCGACUACCUGGUGCUCCACGGCCGCAUGAAGGAGAAGGAGGCCCGGGCCAAGUUCAGACAGAUCGUGUCAGCCGUGCAGUACUGCCAUCAGAAGAGGAUCAUACACAGGGACCUCAAGGCCGAGAACCUUCUUCUAGAUGGUGAAAUGAAUAUAAAAAUCGCAGAUUUUGGCUUCUCAAACGAGUUUACUCCAGGCGCGAAAUUAGACACAUUCUGCGGUAGUCCGCCCUACGCUGCGCCUGAGUUGUUUCAAGGCAAGAAAUACGACGGUCCGGAAGUGGACGUGUGGUCGCUGGGAGUGAUCCUGUACACCCUGGUGUCGGGGUCGCUGCCCUUCGACGGCUCCACCCUCAGGGAGUUGAGGGAACGAGUGCUGCGAGGGAAAUACAGAAUACCGUUCUACAUGUCGACGGACUGCGAGAACCUGUUGAAGAAGUUCCUCGUGCUGAACCCGGGCAAGCGCGCGUCGCUGGAGAGCAUCAUGCGGGACAAGUGGAUGAACAUGGGCUACGAGGACGACGAGCUGCGGCCCUACGCUGAGCCGCUGCAGGACUUCAAGGACCACAAGCGGAUAGAGGCGCUAGUGUGCCUGGGGUACAACAGACAAGACAUCGAAUGUUCGCUGGCGGAGGCGAAGUACGACGACGUGUUCGCCACGUAUCUGCUGCUCGGGAGGAAGAGCACUGACCCGGAGUCUGACGGCAGCCGCUCGGGCUCGUCGCUGUCGCUGCGCGGGGCGCAGCCGCCGCCGCCGCCGGCGCAGGCGCAAGGCGCAGGCGCGGGCGCGGGCGCAGGCGCGGGGUCGCCGUCGCACCGCGGCGUGCAGCGCUCGAUCUCCGCCAGCGCGCGGCCCGCCGCCUCGCGUCGCGCCUCCUCCGGCGCUGACGUGCUCCGCACGCAAGUUGGGACGACGACCAGUGCGGCCAAUAACACAACCUCCACAUCGACGACGACCACGUCUAACUUCAAAAGACAGAAUACAAUUGACUCGGCAUCCAUAAAAGAAAAUACUGCGCGGAUCGCCCAAAUGCAGGUACAAAGUUCGACGCGGCCGACGAGCGCGCAGCCGAAGCUGGAGCCGCGGUCCCGCACUCUGACCGGCGGCGCCGCCGCCCGCCGCCAGCAGUUCGACACUCCACAGCCGCAGCAGCCGCCGAAGAUGUCGCCGCCUCACGAUGCACCCAGCGCUGUGGCGCCGGAAACAAAGAACGGAUCGAGCAACGGCGCCGGCACCGGUAAAACUCACGUGAAAAGCGCCUCGAUCUCGUCCUCGAGCGGCGCGCCCAUACUCGCGGACUCGACGCCGCACAACGCCUCAGCAAGGGAUUUGGCGCAGCCGCGGCCGAGUUUAAACUCGACAACGGGCGGCGGCGCGGGCGCGACGGGCGCCGCGCGCAGGGACUUCCCCAACCCCUUGGUGUUCCCGAGAAAUGUACCCUCGCGGUCCACCUUCCACUCGGGACAGACGCGGACGCGCGGAGCGUCGGCCGGCGGCGCGUACGGCGACGGCGGGUCUCCGCACCAGGCGCGGCCCUCCUUCUUCUCCAAGCUGUCCUCGAGGUUCUCCAAACGUCUUUCCGUGCUGGGCGAGUCGACUGGGCGUCAGAAACCGCGUAUAUUUUCCUCAUUGGAUAUACAACGGAGGCCUUUCGAAGGAAACACCCCGAAGCAUGCAGUAGGAGCUAGCCCACAACCCCUGCUUGGACAAGGCAACGAGGAGCAAGUGAAGCCGCGGGUGCUCCGGUUCACGUGGAGCAUGAAGACCACCUCCUCCAGAGACCCCAACGAGAUUAUGGCCGAGAUUCGCAAGGUGCUAGACGCAAACAACUGCGAUUACGAGCAACGCGAGCGGUUCCUCUUGUUGUGCGUGCACGGCGACCCUAACGCGGACUCGCUCGUGCAGUGGGAGAUAGAGGUCUGCAAGCUGCCUAGACUGUCGCUCAACGGCGUGCGCUUCAAGCGGAUAUCCGGCACAAGCAUCGGCUUCAAGAAUAUUGCGUCGAAGAUCGCGAACGAGCUCAAACUGUGACUGCCCGCCGCCGCCCCCCGCCGCCGCCGCCGCCGCAGACCCUCGCCCCCCUCCUCCCACUCGCCGCAUUCCCCGCACUCGCCACACUCGCCGCACUCGCCGCACUCGCCGCCGAUCAUCCUCACGCCCCGCCGCCCCUCGCCGCGCCCCCCCCACCUGACACUAUCGUCGUCGGACGAAAGGGACACCCCCCUGCCUCCCCCCCCGCCGCCUAGAAGCGAUUCUCUACGCCUAUCAGCUGAAGACAUGGUUAUGGUCGCCAACGGAGGAAUGAGAACGCCCUCAGGUGCGCUAGCGCACUUCCUAGCAGCGUACACACCAGCUGAACUGUCGUUAGCGCGAAGCGACUACCUCCGCCCCCCCCUGUCGCCGAGUAGAUCGACAACAAGCAACACAUACAUACAGCCGCGUUCGUCGUUAUCACUUCGAGCGGAUAGCGCGGACGUCGACGACGGGCGACGAUUGAAGCCGAAAAUGCCACAUCAAUCGUAUUCCUACAGUGUACACACUUUACGGAGGCAGUCGAGGGCCAGGUCCCCCCCCUGCGACUGCCUGCCCAUGGACCCUAUCCCCCCCCCGGAGUUGUUCGAUUUCUGAGACGAAUUGCGCGUGGACGAGCAAGUUUGGCGGAGACGGUGUUGUUUCGACUAUUAGUCACCUCGUCUGAUUUUUGCGGCUAGUUGAAAACAACGAAUUCACUGGACAACAUUUUACGCGUAACCAUAUCACUUUGUCUCACGCAUUACCAUUGACUCGAGUGAAAUAGCACAUAGUCGAUCUCGCUCAUGCAAAUUGUAAUGAAAAAGAUAGAGCGAUAUGUUGCGGGUCAAAUGUUCCCUUGUGUGUUCGUGGCUUAAUAAUGAUGCUAUAGGUAAUUGAAGCUGCCACAACAAAGAUUUUUUUUUAUGAAAUGCACGUUUUUUUUAGUCUCAUAGUGAUUCAUAUUUUUUUAGAUUUCAUGAAAGUAUAUUAGGAAUGCUUUUUGUCUAUGAAAUAGUGACGUCACUGUUAUACAAGUUUCAUAUAUAUUAUUGUUUUUGAGAUUUCGCACGUAAUAUCCAAUUCGUAUUGAAAUAGCCUAUAGAAAAUAUUUUUUUUUGUGCUUUUAAUUAAUAUUUAAAAUGAUAAAAAAAUAUGUCUUGCUUAUUAAAAAAAAAGUAUAUUAUGUAUGAAGUUGUAAUAAUCAGACGAGGGACCAUUAAAAUGAAUGAGGUACAUUUGUCAAAAAUAAAAUAAAUAAAAAUAAAAUGUGAAAAGCUUGCCAGCCACGUUAAAACUUGAGAAUGGAAUUUUAAAAUUAGUGAAACGAAAAAAAUCUCGAGUGAAUAAAUGGGUCUUGUCAGUUCGAUUUUUGAAUUUAAAUGUUAUAUAGAGAACUAGUGAUGUGUAACGAUAUUGACAACAUCGAUAUCGGUAUUUGAACAUUUGGGUAUAAUGUGCCAAUUGAGUCAGGAUAUCUAUCGACAGAUAACGGCUAUGCCGUUUUAACUUAAUUUAGUUGAAUUAUGCAAUCGCUCUCAAUGUCUAAUGCAUCUGCAAUGUAAUAUAGUUUUACUCAUGAAUUUUAUUCUUUUCCCAUUAUGUAGAUAUGUAAGUUGACUGAUAGGUUGGUGGCACCGCGCGUGGCGUUCUAACUUCGCUUAUAUUUAUUCCGGUAAUUCUUAACACUCAGUUUGCGUGGAAUCUUUUUAAAAGACAUUAUGUUUGAGCGAACAGCGCGCUGUGCCAUCGAGCCUCUAGGUUUGUUUGUGCUAUGGCUUACCUACCACAUUACAAUACGUAUUUUAAUCGUGUAAUAAUGUACAAAGUGAAAUGUGAGUUUGCGCUCAAGAUACAAUUUAGGCGUUAGUUUAUAAUUUUAGUAUUGUUUUCCAAUUGUAUUGACAAAUAUAAAUAUAAAUAAACAAAAACAUAUGGCUGUCGACGAAUAGCGAUAUACUGUUCAUAUAUCGACAUAAUUAUCUUACUCUAAGUCGAUCGUUCGACCAAUUUGUAUGUACACGUUCUCUAAUAGAAGUUGUGAAGGAAAUCGUGUCUAUUUAAAUUGGUUAUGCGAUUCAGCGGUCGCCCUUUGCAUUCUUUCUAAUGUAAGGCUGGAUUAGAAAGUCAAAAUAAAAACGUUCUUUGUAAUAUUUACGAUUUGAAAACACUAUAGUAGGUUAAUUACACUGGUAAAUAAAAAUAAAAAAUAAUUUAUUAGAUGUGUAAUGUAUUUGUGAUCAAAGUAUUAUGGACUUUGUAGGUACAUAGCAAUAAAGUUAAUACCUAAUUUUCUAUGAUAAUCAGCCUUCGUUUUUGUAAUUUAACAGUUUUUCUUUGUGAUUUGGUGUGAUGCUUUGUUUUUUUUUCUAUACUUGUGUGUGAACUUCGCAUACUAGGCGAUAAAUGUAUUAAUUAGAGGUUGAAUGUUUCGUGGCGGGCGGCCGCAUCAUUUUCUAUUAUUAAUAUAAGUGUAGUGGUAUAUAAUUUUACAUAAAAUCACAAAUCCGAAGUCUCACUGUGUAAGUCGCGCUGUCCGUCCGCUAAAUAUUUUAAAUAACUGUAAGUACUUGUCGAUAUAUUAUUCAUUUAUGUAUAUUUCAGUCUACAAAAGCCAAGACCACUGCACUGAAAAUAAAAACACAAGUAUGUUCUCAAUAUGGCAGUGAUCGGACAACAUAUUAUGGUAAUCAAAAGAUUUAACAGAAGUAUUGGUUACAAAAUAAGGUUUGUGAUUUAUUGAAAAAUUUAAAAAAAAACCUUAUAUACAAUAAAUAUCGAUGUUCGAUAAAAAGUAGCUCACGUCACUAUAAGUGGCUGUUAGAUACAAAUAUUAUGAUGAAUUUAUUGUAAUCAUUAUACAUUGUUAACUUAUUUUUAAAUUUAAUACUUUUACAACAUUUUAAAACUUUAAUAAACCAGCAUUAUAAUUAUGAAGACUAUUUUCAAUUUUUGUUGUUUAUAAUUGGGAAAUCAAUUUCUAGAAAAAAUAAAACUAUCAUAUUAUAACUAGCUGCUUCGUUCGGAUAUUGUGAAAGUCGGACGGCGCGACUUGGCCCGUACAUACUGUAGUAAUAUAUUUAUAUAUGAGCUUUAUUUUAUGGUAUAUAUUAAGGUAGCCGACGGUGGCGUGCUGCGCUGUUUUUUGUGAAAUAAUUCAAGUGGAAAUAAAUUUUAUUUUUAAUUCCAA